UGCCCCCUAUGCGGCCAACAGGUCACUGUCGGUACUGCGGGGAGUAAGAACAUGGACAUGCACAAGGGCAGCAAGAAGUGUAGGCAGCGGGAAAGGCAGCGGGAAAAGGAGACGAAAGAAGAGGAAGAACGGGCGAAGAAGAAGAAAAAGAAGAAGCCGAUGAAGCAAUGCACCCUCUUCGAGAUAGGGAACCCCCUCCUCCCUCCAAGUCAACCAGGCCCUCUUCCCUCCAGCGCCGUGUCUCAGCCGGUGUUGGGCCCUUCUAGCUUGCCUUCUCAACCUGCUCCCAUCGCACGACCAGCCCCUUCGCCUGAGAUCAACGCGCUGCUGGGCCAGCUACGUGAUGCCGUCGCGCACAUGCCAAGUUCUGUUCUAGUUGGAUGCAACACAGAUGAGCUCGCAGUUUUCGAGAACUGGGCAGAGGCUUACCGGAGUAAAGAUUGCGACACCAUCUGGGAGGACGCAGAUCAACAGAUGAAUGCCGUGUUUGGCUCUCGCAUACCUGAGGAGGAGAUUAGGGCGCUGAUACGGAGAGGGGAAGCUGGAUUGGAUGGAGUGCUCACCUUCCUCGAGUUCCUCCUGAUCGACAAAGGGAUCAAGCCCUGCCUGGUGGAGGGGAAGGUCAAUCGCCUCCUGAGAGCCAUCGAAUCAUAUGCUUCGGUUGUGGCAACUGAAGCGUCGUCGAGCGCGGGCGCGUUUUCGACGACAGGCGCGCCCUCGAUGUCGGGUGCACCUUUGACGUCCGGCUCGGGUGCUGGCAGUGGUGUGUUCGAUUUGUCGUCGAUACUGGACUCGUCUUCGAUGGCGUCUGCGCACCUUCCAUCGUCUCAUGCCAUCGUCAUUGACGACAGUGAUGACGAUCGAGACGCUGUCCGCAAUCAUGGCAACACCGGGAAGAAGCCGGCAUCGGCGCUCGUCGACAAGCGCAUGCUCGCCUGCAGGGGUUUCGAGUUACCGGUUCCAGACGGGCAGUGGGGCGUCAUGCUCUACCCGUUCGCGUUACACACGCGGAGGGUUCUCCCGUGGUCAGUUCAUACAGAAGGCCGGCGAGUUUGGCUCACCGCGAGCAAGUGCACGGGUACCACAAAUGCGCAGUCGUGCACAGCGUGUACGUCACUAAAGGACAAUGGUCAGCUUGUUUCAAUCGUCAAACGCAUGACGGAUGGCGUGCACGAAAACACACCACAUGUCUACCAGCCUAUCAGUGGCUUGCACGACAUCAUCCGCGCGAAGACGUUCCAAGUGCAGGCCUUACGUCUCGGCCGCGUCAAUAUGUCGAAGAGUCUUGGACGAAAAUCUCAAGUCCUUGAUGAUCAUAACAAGUUCCUUGUUGCUGUUGGCAGCAGCAACAUGACGCGUGUUGGGCAGCUUGUCAAGGUCUGUCUCAAGAACGGGAUGUCGGUGAAGAAAAUGGGAGAGCAGCUGGCCAAGGCUACGCAAAAGCUGUAUAGUCCAAAGAGUUUCGACAAGGCUGAGAAGAGGCUCGCCGUGUUGAUGCUUCAUCUUGCUGGUCCUCGCCUCGUGCAAAUCUAUCAUAAUGCGAUAGGCUCACCUUCCACCAGUACACUACGUCGUUUUGCAGCGACUCAUCCUCUACGUGCGUCGGCGGGGUUCCCUACGGUGGAGGAGGUCUGUUACAACAUCAAAAAUACGUUCGCAGGCGGGGGGAACUUAGGACUCACUGAGGAGUCAGCAUCAAGGGCAGAGGAGGUUUAUGGUUACCAGCUGAUGAUCGACGAGAUCAAGGUGGAAGGGCGUCCACGUUGGGAUGAGAAGACAAACAGGAUUGUUGGCGUGGCGCGAGAAGAUGCGGACCGUAUUGGGCUAGAGUUUUGUUCUGAGGCAGAGGCAUACGCGCUUUGCAGGGCGGUGGCAGAUGGAAAGGUGCGACUGGCUGUGGAGGCGACUGUAGCUGCUAUAGGUUUUCUCGCAGGUGAUGCUCGGUCUCACGCUGCCCGGCCUAUUCUUGUCUCAGGAACGUGCAAAGCAGAAGAUGCGCCGACUCAUGCAACACUCAUUCAAACCGUCAUUGAUGCAUGCGAGCACGAGAAGGUUCCGGGCCGAUUGUAUAGCAUUGCCUCUGAUGGUGAGGCACGCCGCGGAGCAGCCCUUGUCAUCCUCACGCACAAACGCAAAUUGCCGGCAUCAUCACCAAUCUAUUCGUAUGUCGGUAAGCUACCACUCAUGAACACCUUGGUGGGCGACAACGACAUCACGUCCGACAAAGACUGGAAGCACGUCAUCAUGAAGCGUGUGCGCUGUGCUAUUCUCCGGGACAAAGGGAUCUCUGUUUAUGGCUUUACUAUCACUCCUGAGACAUUCAACUGGCAUCUUCGCUCAAAUGAUCUAGCACCCGACCAGGUAGAGCAUCUAAUGAACCCAAAUGAUAAGCAAGAUGUGCUCUUGGCGGUAUCCUUGCUCAAGGAAAUAUGGGAGCUUCCUGAAACAUCUAGUUCGCGCCCAACUGUCAUCGCCGCACGGAAGCAUAUCCGAAUCUUCGGCGACUUUCUCAGGCACCUCAUUACCCCUUACGUGGAUCUCGAUAUGUCCCUUUCUGAUCAGCUGUCGCAUCUCAGCGCCGCUGCCCAUCUUGCCUGCAGUCUCUAUACAUACCCGGGGGGUGGGACCGCAUUCUUGCCAAAGCAGCUAUACACAGACAUCCAAAUUCUUAUCAAGAAUGUGUUCUUUUGCGUUGCGAAGGCAAAGGUGGACCGGCCACUCGGAAACUUCUAUAUUAUCAUGCUCGGUACCGAUCGUCUUGAGAUAUCCUUUGGAAUCUACCGCACAAUAAUUGGUAAUGAUGCCAACGCAGACAUUCUCCAGCUUGUCCAUCGCAUUGCACACACCAUCCAGUCGUCACAGAUACUUGCCGAAUACCCAGAGUGGGACAGUACACCCCCAAAGAUCGACCAUGUCAAUCCGGCCUCUUGGCGCGGCGAUGUCUGCUUGCUGCAUGUCCUUCCCAUCACUCCGUGGACCCAGGGUCGAGCGCUCGUUGAGCGUGCAUAUACAGCCUUCUCGGUGCACGACUGCUUUUUGGGGAUUGAAGAAGCCGGUGGCGAUCUUCUAUUCCCUGACGGCUGCCAUCCAUCCAGCCCCGGGCCCUAUCCCAUCUCAGAGCCAGAUCCCGAUGAUGUCCUUGAAGAUGACCCAAUUCCACAUGCUGCUCCCGAACCUGAAACGGACGACCUGGACCUGGAAGACCAAGUUGCCAAUGAGGAUGUUGUGCAAAACAGCUCGUUCUCGCCAUAUGUCAAAGUCGAGGGUAAAUUGGUAUACAAGGCCCGUGUCCUCCGUCAACUGUUUCGCUUCAUUUCAUCAGCCGGCUCAACGGAUCGCUUGAAACGGGUCAUGGGGCUUUUGCGGUUCACAGCAGCCCCUGAUAUCGAUACAAGUGUUCUCACUUCGCUCUCAGUCUUUGGUGGUGCUCGCCUAUUUGUUGGCGAGCCUCUAGUUACUCUCGUAAAGACAGAUUCUCGUCUAUUCCUGGCUGUUGCACAGGUCUCCGCGAUUCACUUUCACUCAAGUCACGUACUUGAAAUCCCCGCCACCGCUCUUGCAGAGGAAGGAGUGUCAAUCACUGCUCAGAUUCUUGUUUUGCAAGAACGACGAGCCGAGAAUCUCGGUCCGGAGGCCGAGGAUUGGGAAUGGACGGGUAAGAUGGGGAAGAUGUUGAAGUCUGCCCCCGGGCAUAAUUACCAGGUGAUUAAUCCCACCGUCUUCCCCACCGACUCCGACAUCCCUGCAUUCCUUUUCACUACGGCAGAACUGCAAGCGUUCGCUACCAGCCUUCACGCUCAAGUCAUCCGCCUCGAUGGUCUCACUCGUCUGCCUUUGCUACCUGCAAACGAGGACUUCCCAUAUAGAUCGGCAGGUAAGAGCAUUCUCGUUGACGUGUUUGCGGCUGUAUUGAGUCGUUUAUUGUAG
Molecule: messenger RNA, 3927 nt
Organism: Coniophora puteana RWD-64-598 SS2
Lineage: Eukaryota; Fungi; Basidiomycota; Agaricomycetes; Boletales; Coniophoraceae
Exons: 4
Source: RefSeq, a predicted model, not a curated record